This is a messenger RNA of Linum trigynum, 6864 nucleotides long. The record is from the annotation of a GenBank genome assembly. NCBI's taxonomy places the organism in Eukaryota, Viridiplantae, Streptophyta, Magnoliopsida, Malpighiales, Linaceae.
GCCGGCUGCCGUGGGGGCUCUUGUUAGUGUUGUGGUAUAUGAUACACGAAUAAACCUCUCCCAACAACUCGAGUUAUUGGGACCAACUUGUUUAUGACAUGGUAUCAGAGCCUUCUGUGACCGAGAGGUCUUGUGUUCGAUUCCCGGUGACCCCCAUUUGUUAAGCACAUGGUAUUCUUGUCUUCAGACAUGUGCAAACUUCAACCCCUUGUGAGUGGCUUUCGUUUGAGGGGGCGUGUUAGUGUUGUGGUAUAUGAUCCACGAAUGAACCUCUCCCAACAACUCGAGUUAUUGGGACCAACUGGUUUAUGACAGCUCUGACCCCAAAAAUCUGGAGACUCUGGCUGGCUCACGCCGGCCUGGUACUGGAUCUUCAUCGCCAAACACCAAGGGAGAGCGAGACUACCCCCAACAAGUGAACAAACGACCUAAACCUAUGACGUCAAACCCACUCUUUGGGUCAGGUCCUGACGCCGUAUUUGAGGAUGCGGAGGACACCUCCCAAGCUAGCUCGCAAGGCUUUGGCCACACACCGUCGGCGUGGAACUCAUCGGUGGAUGGAGCACGAAAGCUGUUCAGCGAAGAAAGAAGGACUGAUAUGUGGCCGACUCGGACAUCGCCCAAGCGAUCCGCGAAGAUGGCGGGGAGGCCUCUUUUGACGAGGAAGAUGACCUUGUUGGGAAAGGAGAUUUGUUGUGAAGAGAAUUAGAAUACAAUCCAACCUGAUUUGCUUCCAAAAUCAAAAGAAAACCGCAUUUCGGAAAAAUAGCUCGAAAUCAGUGAUGGUAUUCCUUUGGAAUCCGUGCUUAAUGAACUUCAUCGUCGUUGAAGAAUACCCUCAGGGCGAAUCCGUGAUUUGUAGGCUUCAAAAUCAAAGGAAAAUGGCCUUUCGAAAAAAUAGACCAAAGAAUUAUGAAAAUUCCAUCCCAAAAUAAAUUGGUCUAAUUCUCUGCUUUAUGGACUUAAUCAUUGGUGGAGAACAUGAUCAAUAGACUUCAUUAUCGGUGGAGAAUAGCCUCGCACUGAAUCGGUCAUCUGUAGCCUCCAAAAUCAAAAGAAAAACGCAUUUCGGAAAAUUCGCCCAAAAUCUGUGAUUGUACCCCUUUGGAAUAUGCCAAAAAAGGACCCAGAAGAAAUCUGACCAAAUCCGUUCUUAAUAGACGUUAUCGUCGUUGAAGAAUAUCCUAAGGCCGAAUCCGUGAUCUGUAGCUUUCAAAAGACAAGGAAAAUGGACUUUCGAAAAAAACCGCCCAAGAAUUACGAAUAUGUCAUCCCAAAAUAAAUUGGUCCAAUUUUGUGCUUUAUGGACUUAAUCAUUGGUGGAGAAUAGGAUCAAUAAACUUCAUUAUCAAUGCAGAAUAGUCUCGGACAGAAUCUGUCAUAUGUAGCCUACAAACUCAAAAGAAAACGACAUUUCAAAAAAAUGCCCAAAAUUAUGAUGGUACCCCUUUGGAAUCUGCCAAAAAUGGACCCAAAAGAAAUCCGCCCAAAUCCGUGUUUAAUGAACUGAAUCGUCGUUGCAGAAUACCCUAAGGCCGAAUCCGUGAUCUAUAUCCUUCAAAAUCCAAGGAAAAUGGCCUUUCGAAAAAAAAUCGCGCAAAGGAUUACGAAAAUACCAUCCCAAAAUAAAUUGGUCCAAUUAGGUGCUUUAUAGACUUAAUAAUUGGUGGAGAAUAUGGUCAAUAGACUUCAUUAUCGGUGGAGAAUAUCCUCGGACUGAAUCCGUCAUAUGUAGCCUCCAAAAUCGAAAGAAAACCGCAUUUCGGAAAAAUCGCCCGAAAUCUGUGAUGGUACCCCUUUGGAAUCUGCCAAAAAUGGACCCGAAAGAAAUCAGCCCAAAUUCAUGCUUAAUGGACAAAAUCGUCGGUGAAGAAUACCCUAAGGCCGAAUCUAUGAUCUGCAGCCUUCAAAAUCCAAGAAAAAUGGACUUUUGAAAAAAAAAUCGCCCAAUAAUUACGAAUAUGCCAUCCCAAAAUAAAUUGGUCCAAUUUUAUGCUUUAUGGACUUAAUCAUUAGUGGAGAAUAAGAUCAAAAGACUUCAUUAUCAGUGGAGAAUAGCCUCUGACUGAACCCGUCAUUUGAAGCCUCCAAAAUCGAAAGAAAAUGGCUUUUCAGAAAAAUCGCCCGAAACCUGUUAUGGUACCCCUUUGGAAUCUGCCAAAAAUGUACCCGGAAAGAAUCCACCCAAAUCCUUUCUUAAUGAACUAAAUCGUCGUUGAAGAAUACCCUAAGGCCGAAUCUAUGAUCUGUAGCCUUCAAAAUCCAAGGAAAAUGGACUUUUGAAAAAAAAAUGUAAGAGAAUUACGAAUAUGCCAUCCCAAUUCUGUGCUUUAUGGACUUAAUCAUUGGUGGAGAAUAGGAUCAAUAGACUUCAUUAUCGGUGGAGAAUAGCUUCAGACUGAAUCCGUCAUCUGUAGCCUCCAAAAUCAAAAGAAAAACGCAUUUCGGAAAAAUCGCCCGAAAUCUACGAUGGUACCCCUUUGGAAUCUGCCAAAAAUGAACCCGGAAGGAAUCCGCCCAAAUCCGUGCUUAAUGAACUUAAUCGUCGUUGAAGAAUACUUUAAGGGCGAAUUUGUGAUCUGUAGCCUUCAAAAUCCAAGAAAAAUGGACUUUCGAAAAAAAACGCCCAAGAAUUACGAAAAUGUCAUCCCAAAAUAAAUUGGUCCAAUUAUGUGCUUUAUGGAAUUAAUCAUUGUCUUGAGAAUAGGAUCAAUAAACUUCAUUAUCGGUGGAGAAUAGACUCGGACUGAAUUUGUCAUAUGUAGUCUCACAAAUAAAAAGAAAACCGCAUUUCGAAAAAAUCGCCUGAAAUCUGUGAUGGUAUCCCUUUGGAAUCUGCCAAAAAUGGACCUGGAAGGAAUCUGUCCAAAUCCGUACUUAAUGAACUUAAUCAUCAUUGAAGAAACCCUAAUGCUGAAUCUAUGAUGUGUAGCCUUCAAAAUCCAAGGAAUAUGGACUUUCGAAAAAAAUGCCCAAGAAUUACGAAUAUGUCAUUCCUAAAUAAAUUGGUCCAAUUUUGUGCUUUAUGGGCUUAAUCAUUGGUGGAGAAUAGGAGCAAUAGACUUCAUUAUCAGUGGAGAAUAUCCUCGGACUGAAUCCGUCAUUUGUAGCCUCCAAAAUUGAAAUAAAACGGUAUUUCAGAAAAAUCGCUUGAAAUCUUUGACGGUACCCCAUUGGAAUCUGCCAAAAAUGGACCCGGAAGAAAUCUUCCCAAAUGUGUGCUUAAUGAACUUAAUCAUCGUUGAAAAAUACUCUAAGCCCGAAUCUGUUAUCUUUAAACUUCAAAAUCAAAAGAAAAUGACAUUUCGGGAAAAAAGCGGGCAAAGAAUUACGAAAAUAUCAUCCCAAAAAAAAUUGGUCCAAUUAUGUGCUUUAUGGACUUAAUCAUUGGUGGAGAAUAGGAUCAAUAGACUUCAUUAUCGGUGGAGAAUAGCCUCGGACUGAAUCUGUCAUCUGUAGCCUCCAAAAUCAAAAGAAAACCGCAUUUCGGAAAAAUCGCCCAAAAUCUAUGAUGGUACCCAUUUGGAAUCUGCCAAAAAUAGACCCUGAAGAAAUAUGCCCAAAUUCGUGCUUAAUGGACUUAAUCGUCCUUGGAGAAUACCCUAAGGCCGAAUCAGUGAUGUGUAGUCUUCAAAAUCCAUGGAAAAUAGACUUUCGAAAAAAAAUCGCCCAAGAAUUACGAAUAUACCAUUACACAAUAAAUUGGUCUAAUUCUGUACUUUAUGGACUUAAUUAUUAGUGGAGAAUAGGAUCAAUAGACUCAAUUAUCGGUGGAGAAAAACCUUGGACUAAAUCCGUCAUCUGUAGCCUCCAAAAUCAAAAGAAAACCGCAUUUUGGAAAAUCCCCCGAAAUCUAUAUUAGUACCCCUUUGGAAUCUGCCAAAAACGGACCCGGAAGAAAUCCCCCAAAUUCGUGCUUAAUGGACUUAAUCGCCGGUGAAGAAUACCGUAAUGUCGAAUCUGCAAUCUGUAGCCUUCAAAAUCCAAGUAAAAUGGACUUUGGAAAAAAAAUCCCUCAAGAAUUAAGAAUAUGUCAUCCUAAUAGAAAGUGGUCCAAUUCUGUGCUUUAUGGACUUGAUCAUUGGUGAGGAAUAUGAUCAAUAGAGUUCAUUAUCAGUCGAGAAUAGCCUCGGACUGAACCCUUCAUCUGUAGCCUCCAAAAUCGAAAGAAAACAAUAUUUCAGAAAAAUCGCCCGAAAUCUGUGAUGGUACCCUUUUGGUAUCUGCCAAAAAUGGACAAGGAAGAAAUCCGCCCAAAUUCGUGCUUAAUGUACUUAAUCAUCGUUGAAGAAUACCCUAAAGUCGAAUCUGUGAUAUGUAUCCUUAAUAAUCCAACGAAAAUGGCCUUUCGAAUAAAAAUCACCCAAAGGAUUACCAAAAAGCUAUCCCAAAAUAAAUUGGUCCAAUUUUGUGCUUUAUGGACUCAAUCAUUGGUGGAGAAUAGGAUCAAUAGACUUCAUUAUCGGUGGAGAAUAGCCUCGGACUCAAUCCGACAUCUGUAGCCUCAAAAAUCAAAAGAAAACGGCUUUUCAGAAAAAUCGCCUGAAAUCUGUGAUGAUACCUCUUUGGAUUCUGCCAAAAUGGACCAGGAAGAAAUCCACCCAAAUCAGUGCUUAAUGAACUUAAUCGUCGUUGAAGAAUACCCUAAGGCUGAAUCUAUGAUCAGUAGCUUUCAAAAUCCAAGGAAAAUGACAUUAAAAAAAUAAUAGAGCAAAGGAUUACGAAAAUGCAAUCCCAAAAUAAAUUGGUUCAAUUAUGUGCUUUAUGAAAUUAAUCAUUGGUGGAGAAUAAGAUCAAUAGACUUCAUUAUCGGUGGAGAAUAGCAUCAGACUGAAUCCCUCAUCCGUUGCCUCCAAAAUCAAAAGAAAACCGCAUUUCAAAAAAAAUCGUCAAUAAUCUGUGAUGGUACCAUUUGGAAUCUGCCAAAAAUGGACCCGGAAGAAAUCCGCCCAAAUUCGUUCUUAAUGUACUUAAUCGUCAUUGGAGAAUACCCUAAGGAUGAAUCUGUAAUCUAUAGCCUUCAAAAUCCAAGGAAAAUGGACUUCGAAAAAAAUCGCCCAAGAAUUACGAAUAUGCUAUCCCAAAAUAAAUUGGUUCAAUUAUGUGCUUUAUGAACUUAAUUAUUGGUGGAGAAUAGGAUCAAUAGACUUUAUUAUCGGUGGAGAAUAGUCUCGGACGGAAUCGGUCAUUAGUAGCCUCCAAGAUCAAAAGAAAACCGCAUUUCGGAAAAAUCAGCCGAAAUCUGUGAUGGUACCCGGAAUUUGCCAAAAAAUGGACCCGGAAGAAAUACGAACAAAUUCGUGCUUAAUAGACUUAAUCAACGUUGAAGAAUACCCUAAGGGAGAAUCCGUGAUCUGUAGCCUUCCAAAGCAAAGGAAAAUGGAGUUUCGAAAAAAAUCUCCAAUGAAUUACGAAUAUGCCAUCUCAAAAUAAAUUGGUCAAAUUCUGUGCUUUAUCGAUUUAAUCAUUGGUGCAGAAUAGGAUCAAUAGACUUCGUUAUCGGUGGAGAAUAGUCUCGGACGGAAUCGGUCAUUAUUAGACUCCAAGAUCAAAAGAAAACCGCAAUUCGGAAAAAUCGCCCGAAAUUUGUGAUGGUACCCAUUUGGAAUAUGCCAAAAAUGGACACGGAAGAAAUCCGAACAAAUCCGUGCUUAAUAGACUUAAUCAUCGUUGAAGAAUACCCUAAGGCUGAAUCCGUGAUCUGUAGCCUUCCAAAGCCAAGGAAAAUGGAGUUUCGAAAAAAAUCUCCAAUGAAUUAUGAAUAUGCCAUCUAAAAAUAAAUUGGUCCAAUUCUAUGUUUUAUGGAUUUAAUCAUUGGUGAAAAAUAGGAUCAAUAGACUUCAUUAUCGGUGGAGAAUAGUCUCGGACGGAAUCGGUCAUUAGUAGCCUCCAAGAUCAAAAGAAAAACGAAUUUCGGAAAAAUCGCCCGAAAUCUGUGAUGGUACCCCUUUGGAAUCUGCCAAAUAUGGACCCGAAAGAAAAUGACAUUUCGGAUAAAUCGCCCGAAAUCUGUGAUGGUACCCCUUUGGAAUCUGCCAAAAAUUGACCCCGAAUAAAUCCGCCCGAAUUGGUGCUUAAUGGACUCAAUCAUCGUUGGAGAAUAGCCUCAGGCCGAAUCCGGGAUCUGUAGCCUUCAAUAUCCAAAGAAAAUGGCCUUUCGUUGCCCAAGAAAUUACGAAAAUGCCAUUCGAAAAUAAAUUGGCCAAAAUUGAUGCUUACGGACUUAUCAUCUGCAGAGAACAGGAUCAAUAGACUUCAUUAUCGGUGGAGAAUAGCCUCGGCCUGAUUCUGUGAUUUGUAGCCUCCAGAAUCGAAAGAAAAUGGCAUUUCGGAUAAAUCGCCCGAAAUCUGUGAUGGUACCCCUUUGGAAUCUGCCAAAAAUUGACCCGGAAUAAAUCUGCCCAAAUCGGUGCUUAAUGGACUCAAUCAUUGUUGGAGAAUAUCCUCAGACCGAAUCCGUGAUCUGUAGCCUUCAAUAUCCAAAGAAAAUGGCCUUUCGUCGCCCAAGAAAUUACUAAAAUGCCAUUCGAAAAUAAAUUGGCCCAAAUCGAUGCUUAACGGACUUAUCAUCCGUGGAGAAUAGGAUCAAUAGACUUCAUUAUCGGUGGAGAAUAGCCUCGACCUGAUUCCGUGAUCUGUAGCCUCCAGAAUCGAAAGAAAAUGGCAUUGCGGAUAAAUCGCCCGAAAUCUAUGACGGUACCCCUUUGGAAUCUGGCAAAAAUUGACCCCGAAUAAAUCCGCCAAAAUCGGUGCUUAAUGGACUCAAACAUCGUUGGAGAACAGCCUUAGGCCGAAUCCGUGAUCUGUAGCCUUCAAUAUCCAAAGAAAUGUCCUUUCGUCGCCCAAGAAAUUAUGAAAAUGCCG